Messenger RNA from Penicillium soppii, 1326 nucleotides. RefSeq names its product acyl-CoA dehydrogenase family protein. The record is from RefSeq and is a predicted model, not a curated record. The transcript is spliced from 4 exons. Gene Ontology annotation, molecular function: oxidoreductase activity, acting on the CH-CH group of donors; flavin adenine dinucleotide binding. The coding region runs from base 1 to 1326 and encodes 441 amino acids. Lineage: Eukaryota; Fungi; Ascomycota; Eurotiomycetes; Eurotiales; Aspergillaceae.
AUGGUAGACACUUCACCAAACCUCAUCCCAUUUGCCGAGCCACCUUAUGUUCGUGGCCUCCCUUCCCCCUACAUUACGCCCGCCCACCGUCGCUUUCAACAAGCAUGCCGUAAAUUCGCGACCGAAAAUCUGAUCCAGCAUGCCCUGGAGUGGGAACGCGAGGGAACCGUUCCCGAGCAUGUUUUCCAUACAUUUUGCAAGCACAACAUGCUGUUGCCCAAUAUGCCGGCCCCGCUGCCCGUGGAUUGGUUGAAGCGUCUGGGAAUCAAUGACAUCCUAGGGGUGAAGGUUGAGGAUUGGGAUUACAUCUACACUGGAAUUUAUUGCGAUGAGAUGGGUCGAUCUGGUCUCAGUGGCCCAGGCGGCUCCCUGAACGCCGGGUUCGCUUUUGGAAUCCCACCCAUUGUCAAGUUUGGCAGCGCGCAGCUGCAAGAGCGAUUUUUGCCCGAUCUGCUUACGGGUAAGAAGCGUGGCUGUAUCGCCAUCACGGAACCCGAGGCUGGCAGUGAUGUCGCCAAUAUUACCACAACAGCGGUCAAAAGUCCUGACGGUCAGCACUACAUUGUCAACGGAUCUAAGAAAUGGAUCACAAACGGUAUCUGGUCAGACUAUGCCACUAUGGCCGUGCGAACUGGCGGACCAGGAGCCGCGGGCCUUUCGGUGCUAGUUGUUCCCUUGAAGAACCACCCUGGUGUCACAAUGCGCCGACUCAAGGUCUCAGGUCAAAUGGCCGGAGGAACAACCUACAUCGAGCUCGACGAUGUCAAGGUUCCCGUGUCCAACGUUGUUGGCCGAGAGGGCGAUGGCAUGCGUAUCAUCAUGACCAACUUCAACCACGAGCGACUGAUAAUCGCCGUUGGAGUCACCCGGCAGGCUCGUGUGGCACUCUCCUCUGCAUUCUCUUACUGCCUCAAGCGCGAGGCCUUUGGAAAGACCUUGAUGGAUCAACCCGUGGUCCGCCAUCGUCUGGCUAAAGCAGGCGCAGAGCUGGAGUCUAUGUGGGCGUGGAUCGAACAAAUUUUGUACCAAUUGGUCCACCUCAGCAAAGAGGAGGGCGACCGGCAGCUUGGUGGCUUGACGGCUUUGGCCAAGGCGAAAUCGGCCAUGGUUCUGAAUGAGUGUGCUCAAACAGCUGUCUUGCUGUUCGGUGGAAAUGGAUUCACCAAGACUGGUCAGGGUGAAUUGGUUGAAGCCAUUCUUCGCGAUGUCCCUGGUGCUCGGAUCCCAGGUGGCUCAGAAGAUGUUCUGCUUGAUCUUUCAGUGCGUCAAUUAGUCAAGAUCUAUAAGGCCGAAGAAAAGAAGCUGUCUCAGAGCUCUAAGAUUUGA